Messenger RNA from Symbiodinium pilosum, 369 nucleotides. The record is from the annotation of a GenBank genome assembly. Lineage: Eukaryota; Dinophyceae; Suessiales; Symbiodiniaceae.
AUGAAAAUGUUGUGCUUCGGCAGCCUUUUCGUCAGUUUCUUUGUUGCACGCACGGUUGGUGUUACUGUGACCGCCUCUGUUACCACAGAUGGCAACAUUGUGUUGCCGUUGAUUCGAAGUCAAAACAAGGUUUUGGCCACCUCUGCACAGGAUUCGUGCAAAAAUGGCGACUUGUGUUUGGAGAACAAAUGCACGGAUCGCAUCUUUUUGACCGCUCAGUGCAUGGCUACAUCCCAGGACGUGGACGUUUGUCCUGGAUCGAAAGUAUGUGUGGACAAAUCAACAAAAGACACUGACGGGAAUCUGCUGGUGCGAUUCCAGUGCUGUUGCCCCUCCUGUCAGAGCGAGAGCGCGGACAGCGCCGAGUGA